CACGUGUAGUCGAGAAAGCAAAGGAGAUAAAUAUACAUUCAGCACCUCACUUCUCACUACAGGAACGUGCAGUAGAAUUCUCUAAACACACACAAACAACAAAAAAUGGCAGCACAAGGAACAUGCCUUAAUCAUGUCUCCCGAGAAUCCUCUGAUAUCAAACGCCUUGCCCAAUUUUACAUUGAGAUAUUUGGGUUUGAGAAAGUGGAAGCACCAAGAUUUGAGUUUGAUGUGAUAUGGUUGAAGCUGGCACCAUCUAGUUUCUACCUUCACCUUAUCGAGAGGGACCCCAGUACGAAGCUUCCAGAAGGUCCCUGGAGUGCCACGUCAGCCGUAGCAGACCCGAAGAAUCUGCCUAGAGGUCACCAUGUCUGCUUCUCCGUCUCCAAUUUCGAUUCUUUUGUUCACACUCUCAAGGAGAAAGGAAUUGAAGUUCACGAGAAGACUCAACCAGAUGGCAAGACCAAACAAGUUUUCUUCUUUGAUCCAGAUGGAAAUGGUUUGGAGGUAAGCAGUGGGGCUCCUGCUUCGUGAACAAUGACCAAGUUCUUGGUUCCGCGUACUUGGUAGCUGUAGAGUUUAGUGUAUAGUAAACCCUCAGGAAACAUUAGCUUGGAUGAUGAAGCUGUGUGAAAUUGCUUAUUAUUAUGAAAAUACUUGUGGUGUUUACUUAUUAACCUGCUUUCUCCUUGCAUUGGCUCCAAGAAGCUUGUACUCUGAUUGUAGCCUGUGACAGAUGGUAAGAAAUGAAGCCAAAUUGACAGCCGCAACGAAUGUAUGUAGAUCGAUAUUUUAAUAAGUCAAUACUAGUGGAAUAAGUAGUUGUAGAACGA
Messenger RNA from Nicotiana attenuata, 833 nucleotides. Its product is annotated as lactoylglutathione lyase. The transcript has 4 exons. Lineage: Eukaryota; Viridiplantae; Streptophyta; Magnoliopsida; Solanales; Solanaceae. The record is from RefSeq and is a predicted model, not a curated record. The coding region runs from base 106 to 534 and encodes 142 amino acids.